AUGGAGGAAACCAAGAAUCAGAUUGUGCACAGGAAGCUGAACUUGAACGUGCCACCUCUAUCGACGAGGCGCGCCUCCGGUGGCACCGCUAUCUCCGGUUCGAGGCUUGACCCGGCCAACAUGGUGCCCUUCUCGUGGGAACGAAUCCCGGGCGAGCCAAAGGACCAGCCUACGAUCGAGGGCAAUGACCGGCCGCCACCCCCAAAGCCACCCCCCGCCCGGUGGCGACCCUCUGUUAGGGUUGAUGACCUUGAUCAUGACGGGAGUGGUGGUGGUGGUGAAGAAAACAGCCAUAGCGACCGUUUCGACAUAUUCUCGUUGGCGGAGUCGGUUGAUGACGUGGAAGGCUACUGCAAAGCGACAAAGGACAGAAGCUCAAAGCUACUGGCAGAGUCGGUGGAUGACGUGGAAGGGUUCUGCAAAACGACAAAGGACAGAAGCUCAACAGUACUGGAGACUAAUAGCGACGAUUGUUGUUCAUCAAAUUUUAUCAUAGAGAGGUUUUUGCCGGAUGCUCAAGCUCUAGCUGAGGAAUCCGUUAUGAAUAAGAAAAUUCCGUUUUCGGAUUCAUCAUUUUCUCGAGCCAUUAGCAUAGGGAGAUCGCACCAAUCAAUGAAAGGGUGUGGCUUAGGUAGUUUGUUGCCGUGGAAAAUGAAGCCCAAAUCGUGUAAAGUGAAGAGCCCAGUUUGUGACACCAUAAUUGGCGCUAAUUUGAAGCAGAAGCGGUGA
Salvia miltiorrhiza (redroot sage) is the source of this 729-nucleotide messenger RNA. RefSeq lists its product as uncharacterized. Lineage: Eukaryota; Viridiplantae; Streptophyta; Magnoliopsida; Lamiales; Lamiaceae. The record is from RefSeq and is a predicted model, not a curated record. Bases 1 to 729 code for a protein of 242 amino acids. The transcript has a single exon.